Messenger RNA from Rhagoletis zephyria (snowberry fruit fly), 1036 nucleotides. RefSeq names its product L-lactate dehydrogenase-like. Lineage: Eukaryota; Metazoa; Arthropoda; Insecta; Diptera; Tephritidae. Gene Ontology annotation, molecular function: L-lactate dehydrogenase (NAD+) activity. Gene Ontology annotation, cellular component: cytoplasm. Gene Ontology annotation, biological process: pyruvate metabolic process; lactate metabolic process. The record is from RefSeq and is a predicted model, not a curated record.
AACAUACGCAACGAAUGCCGUUAAAGAAAAAUUAAUUACAAAAAUUGCCAAGCCGGCUAAAAGGAGCAAACGCAAGGUCACCGUUGUGGGCUGCGGUCAAGUGGGCAUGGCAUGCGUAAUGAGCAUACUAACACAAAAUGUCUCCAAUGAAGUAUGUAUAAUAGAUGUUAACGAAAAGUUAAUGAAUGCAGAGGUUCAAGACGUUCAACAUGGUUCCAUCUUUCUGAGAGAUGCUAAAAUUGUUCCCAGCACGGGUUAUGAAGCUACAGAAUGUUCGGCUGUAUGUAUUGUGACCGCCGGAGCACGUCAAACGAAGGGUCAGACGCGAUUAGAUCUACUCAAAACAAAUGUCAAUAUUUUGAAUCAAAUAAUACCACAACUGGUAAAAUAUUCGCCCGAAACCGUAAUAGUUGUGAUCUCAAAUCCCUGUGAUAUUUUAACUUACGCCGCUUGGAAGCAGUCAGGACUGCCAAAGGAGCGUGUCUUUACCACUGGCACCCACUUGGAUACAGCUAGAUUUCGUUACUUCAUAGCACAACGUCUGGGCGUAACACCUAGCUCGGUGCAGGGUUAUGUAAUUGGUGAACAUGGCGACAGUUCUGUACCAGUUUGGAGCAGCGUUAGCGUAGCUGGUACACGCUUCACGGAUCUUGCCGCGUGUAUAGGCACUGAAGGUGACACAGAUGGUUGGGGCGAGAUACAUAAGAAAGUAGUCAAAGCGGCAUACGAAGUAAUUGCCGGCAAAGGCUAUACUAAUUGGGCCAUAGGACUCUCGGCAGCGUCUGUAGUUUCUAUGAUAUUGGAUAACAAAAACGAAGUGGCCACAAUUGGCACGUUGGCUAAAGGCCAUCAAGGCAUCGAACAAGAUAUAUUUCUUUCAUUGCCGGCUGUGGUUGGUGCCAAUGGUGUAACAUCGUUAAUAAACCUACAGUUGAGCGAAACGGAGCAAGACAAUUUGUGCAAAUCUGCUGAGACUUUGGACAAAGCGACAAGAUCUAUUGCAACCAAAACUCCGGAGAAGAAGAAGAAAAAAUAA